Momordica charantia (bitter melon) is the source of this 1909-nucleotide messenger RNA. It is a transcript of the gene BRIZ1, whose product is annotated as zinc finger (ubiquitin-hydrolase) domain-containing protein. Gene Ontology annotation, molecular function: zinc ion binding; ubiquitin protein ligase activity. The record is from RefSeq and is a predicted model, not a curated record. Gene Ontology annotation, cellular component: cytoplasm. Gene Ontology annotation, biological process: Ras protein signal transduction; protein ubiquitination. NCBI's taxonomy places the organism in Eukaryota, Viridiplantae, Streptophyta, Magnoliopsida, Cucurbitales, Cucurbitaceae.
ACCGCGCCUUUAAAAUUCUCUCUCUUCUGUGUAACCGACUCCGACGGAGCCUCCGCCAUGUUUUUCCUGCAAGUUCAUUCAGUGGACACCGAUCAUCCUCUUACCGUCGGAAAUUCGGCGGACGAAUCUUCAACUACCAGCACGAUUUGGCAACGAAACCAUACAGCUUCUUCUGCCGACGUGAAAUUCAGCGAACGAAGAGGUGUUGUUCACUUAUUCCGAAGCGUUUCGCACUCAUCGUUGCCGAACCCUAGCUCUCAAUCCACGAUCCUCUUUGUUGUUGCUGUUCCAAACUAUCUAUCAUACGAUGAUUUCGUCAGCUUCUGUGGCUCUCGCAUCAACCAUGUCUCCGAGGUUCUCUUCAUUAGGAACGAUGGAGUGGAAGAACGAUAUAGUGUUUUGAUCAAGCUUGUAAAUCAGAUGGAUGCCGAUGGAUUUUUUGGCAAUUUGAAUGGCAGGAAGUUUUCUCCCGCUGAGGCUGAGGUAUGUCAUAUUCUGUUUCUGAUAUCUGUCGAGUACACAGAAUCAGCAGAGGUAGCUGGAUCGCCUCCUGCAGGAUGUACUGAAUUGCCUACUUGCCCUGUUUGCCUGGAGAGACUGGAUCCUGAUACUAGCGGAAUAAUUCGCACACUAUGUGAUCAUUCAUUUCACUGCCCCUGCAUUUCAAAAUGGACUUCCUUAUCUUGUCAGGUCUGUCGAUUCUGUCAGCAACAGGAUGAGAAACUAGCUUGCUUCAUUUGUGGAACUAUGGAAAAUCUCUGGGUGUGCGUGAUAUGUGGCUUUCUAGGAUGUGGAAGGUAUAAGGAAGGGCAUGCAAUCAGGCAUUGGAAAAAUAUGCAUCACUGUUAUUCUCUUGAUUUAAGAACACAACAAAUUUGGGAUUAUGUUGGUGACACUUAUGUUCAUCGCUUGAACCAGUCAAAACUUGAUGGUAAGUUCGGAGAAAUGAAUUCGCACUGUGUGUCACAUGAAGGAGAUUGUGGGACUUGUGAAUAUGAUGAAGAAUCUGGAAUCAAUGAGGCCCUGUACAGCAGUAAAGUUGAAGCAAUUGUGGAUGAGUAUAAUCGCCUUCUUGCGACCCAGCUGGAAACUCAGAGACAACAUUAUGAAUCUCUUCUGGCAGAGGCAAAAAGCAAAAGGGAACUUUCCAUUUCUGAAGCAGUGGAAGAGGCUUUAAUAUCCAAGACUCGGGACAUUCAAGACAAAUUUGAAAAAUGUGUCAAGGAGAAAAAUGCUGUUAUGGAUGUAAAUCACAAGCUCAUCAAGAACCAAGAAAUGUGGCAGACUAAGGCAAAGCAAAUUGAAGAAAGGGAACUUGCUUCAUUGAAGUCAAGGAGCGAGAAAAUACAUGAUUUGGAAGAACAGAUUAGAGAUCUUACCGUCUACAUUGGAGCCCAAAAGACCCUCGAUAACAUAACAGAUUCAGAUGACAUAAAAGGAGGAACGCUCUUGCCUGUUCCUGCAAAAGAAUCUUCCCCCGGCAACAGUAGAAAGAAAAAGGGCGGCCGAAGGCGGAAUUAGAUGACAAUACACACAUGCAGGUCGGGUCGGAUGCAUGUUCUUGAAUUCUCACAGGUUCUUCUUGUAAACAUUUUGCUUGAAUUUAUCUAUUUAGUUCAUAUCCCCAACAAAAAGUUUGAUCGACUGAAAUCUUUGAUUUGUUUCACAUGUAAAGCGAAGGUAUAUGAUAGCUGUACUAUAGGGUAUAUACUUUAGGUACUGGUCAAAAUUUUCUGGCAGUUAACAAUUGCCAUUUUUUCUAGGUUGCUUUUUGGUUGACAUUUUAUUAGGUUUAGUCAUAUUUACUAUUUAGACACAAAGUCAAUGGGUUGGAGAAUUGUUAAGACUAUCUCCACAUAGGAACAUCGGGUUUUUUUCAAAUUUAGUCUCUAAACUUCUAAGAGUUUCA